UUACAUCAAUGAUGACAUGAAUGAACUGGUGACAUGAACGACCAAAAGUCUGACACAAAAAGUAGCCCCAAAAUUGAUCAAAAGGAUGAACAUAAAUCUGACCAUAAGAAUGAUCUUAAGAGUGAACCGAAAUCUGAACCAAAAACUGAACCAAAAACUGAACCGAAGUCUGAACAGAAAGCUGAACAGAAAGCUGAACAAAAAGAUGAGCCAAAAGAUGAGCAAAAGACAGAGGAACAUAAAAAUCUUGAUUUUGAGCAAAUGAAAGCCAAGGCCCCAAAGCUUUUGGCUGAUAUGGUACACAUGCUUAUCGCAUGGCAGAAAAUGGGCUUCCAUGUGCCACGAGGUGUCAGGAACAUAUUUGAGUUUACCUGGGAUGAGCUCAUAGAGAUAGCACCAAGAAAAUCUUUCACUGGUUUAUAUUGUCCAGUUGUCAAAUUCCUCCCCUAUGACGAGGCUGAGCUGGCCUCAACUAUAUCAAGAAUUCAAAAGGUGGGUGCUACACCCUCAGCGAGAAGAGCUAAUUAUGUGGUUUCACUUGAAAGCCAGCCGAUGCUCAUGAAAUUCCAAAAGCGGUCCAUACAUCUCCUGACAGAACUUCUGAAGUUAAAGAUGAAGAUAAUGAUUGAUGCCGUUGCUGGUCCCAACGCUGAUGAGAUUGCAAAACGAUUCCUGGAAAGUGGUCAACAGCUAAGUCCCAAAUCCCGGGAAGAAGCAGUGGAGCUUAUGAAAGAACCCAGAAGGAAAGGAGGGCGAGGUGCAGCUCCAAUGGGGCCAGCAAUUCCUAUAACUUCCACUACCCAACUCAUACAGCAAAUGUCAUUAUCCUGCCUUUGCUUUUCAUUGUCAUUCAAAGAGGUCAAACCACAGAAGAGCUCAGGUCUGCUUAAAAUCAAAGGGGGUGGCAGCACCACUGGUCAAGACAAGGACUCCAUUUUAUCUGACAGAUUUGAUCCAUGUCCUGAAGCAAGGGAGAAGCUCCGUGAACUAUGCCGUCAAAUAGAACAUGAGAAGUCUGUAGCCAUAGCAAAGUGCCAUGUGAGACCCCUAAUACUGAAGAAUUAUCCAACUGUGCACAAGUCACCAUCUCAGGCCUUGAAAAGAGCUUCCCUAUCUCAAUUAACCUCUGAAAUCAGACGUUCAAAACUGAAAAAGUUAUUCUUUUCCAUUCCUGAUGGAACAUCUCUGAUUUAUUAUCCAUCCGGAAAUAUUGCAGUUUUCCAGUUUCCCAUAUGCUGCAUAGGAAAGGCAAUCACCUUUCUGUUUCAGGAUGUUCCAACUCAAGGAUUUUUAGGCAUGUUUUCCCCAGGCCACUCAUGUCUAUCUUAUUCCUUUAAAUCAAGCUUUUCUGUGGCGUUACUGAUGAAUCAGUCAGGUGGGAUAGUUAGAGACAAAUAUGGCAAUUUAACCCAUCGCUGGAACUGGUAUUCCAGAAAAGAAGUUCUACAGUCAUUAGAUUUUCAGAUAAAUGAACAGUUAAAAUUAAAGGUUCUUAGCCAAAGUUCCAUGACCAUUACUUUUGCUGCCUUGAAUGAAACCAUCACCUUAUCUUUGAUAAGACCUGGAUGUCUGCAUGGAUGCAAAGCUGAUAAGCAGUUGACUGUAAAAAGCAUUGAAGCUGAUGAGAAAGAACAUUGGAGAAGAAGCCUUAUUGACAUUAAGAAGAGGUUUGAGAAAACUAUAAAACAAUUUAUAAACAGUGUUUUGAUGAUUUCAGGAAUAUGCUGCAUAGACUAUCCACCUGAGUUUCGUACAAAACCUGUGAAGUGUAAAAAAGCGGAAUCGCCACUACAGACCUGGGAUCGAAAGCUAAGAGAAGAAGCUAUGGCUUCAGUUUCAAAACCAAAAGAGAAACGAGCUGUCAGGCCAACAAGCUUACCCAGUUAUCACCCACUUAAGAGAAAAUUUAGGCCUCCCUCACGAGCCAAAGAAGAGAUCCCAGAUGUAAGCCCUACCCCUGAACCCUGGGCAAUUUUUCCUAUGGACUGUCCAAUUGUGCUGCGCAAAGUUUUGACCAAAACUAAUGAUGGUUUAGGUUGCAAAUGUGUAGUAAAAAUCCCAUUAAUUACGGACUUGGAAUUUGAAAAGUUCAUCACUGCCCCAAGAGACCCUCAACAAGUCAUUGUGAUAUGUGUGUUGUCACCGCAAAAGCAUUCCUACUCUCCUUUCUUUGAGUGGUCUGUUGAACAGCUGUACAUAAAGAUGCAGCAUGGCCGUCCCUCACCUUGUAUUCAGAGCAAGCAUGAUUCCUACCGUUUCCUGAAAUAUGAUCUAGAGAAUCCACUGAAUAAAACACCUCCUCUUCUGGUGCAGAAACACGGUGUUGUUCCUGGAAUGGUGGUGAUGUAUGCCGGAGGGAAGCUGCUCUUUGGAAGCUGUGUUUUCAACGGAUACAGCUACAGUAAGAAGGACCUGAUGAAACAGAUCAACCAAGUUUGCUUUGACUGCAAAAGAGGUCACUUCCUGCCUCAGAGCUUCAAAUUUAGUCCUAUUGCGGAACCUCCGAAGAAACCCUCUUACCAAAGUAUAGAAAGUAUUUAUACUACCAAUGUUAAGGAAUAUGAAGAGCAAGAGCCUGUUGUUGAAGAGAAGAUAGAAGUAGAAGAGAAGAUAAAACGUGCUAGCCGUGGAAAGAAGAAAACAAAGAAAUAGUUUGGAAAUAGAUUGGAAGGUGUUACUGUUAUUUAUUUGUUUGUUUAUUUAGCACAUACAUUCAUGCUGGUCUGAAUUUAAUGCAGUUACAGAUGUUCAAUACAGAUAUAGCCAAGUGGAUUGCAUACAUUAUAUAGCAAACCACAUCCCAAAAGUAUCUGCCUUAUUAUCAUCAACCUUCCCAUAAAGGAGCUUCUUUCUUUCCAUAAAUCAUCUUAUCUUUCUAAAACAUCUGGAGAUCAAUUCCCAGCAAAUAUUGCAGAUCCUAGCAAGAAUCUCCUUACCUUGUUCUGCAGAAAUAAAACACCUUUGGAAAGAAAACAAACGUUGUGGUCAGACUGACGUGCAGGAAGCAUAGCAAGUUUUGUGAGUUGAUAGGGCAGAGAGGCAUGGACAGCUAAGAUGGGAUACAGCAAACAAACAAAUGAAAUGAAGGGCCAUUAGAGGUCAUUGAAAAUGGAAUUAGUUAAAUUAUCAUCAUCACUACCCUCAUGGUAUGGUAUACCCUCAUGGACCUCAUAUGAAAUCUUAUGGGAUUUCUAACAGCAAUAUAGAAAGAAUGCCAAUAUUUUGAUAUAUUAAGGGGUUGUUUUGCUUGAGGAGUUGUUUAAGCAUUUGACAGAUGAUAUGAAAUAGUAAGGAUGAAAUUAAGACAUGGAUUUGUUUUGUUUCGUUUUAGUUUUUGGCACUCACAACCUCCUUCAAAACCAUACAAUGAUGUCUAGCACUUGGAAAAAAUUACCAUCCUUCCUUAUACAUUGAUCUUCCAGCAAGAAGCCUUAAUCUUUUCAGAAACAAUGUGUUUUCAAAAUUGUGACACACUGAAGUUUUUCAAGAGAUCAGAUUAACAUGGGGAAACAUCUAAUAAAGAACAAUCACAUCCAUAUAGAUGCUUAGAACAGAACUGAAGAGAAAAGAAAAAGAAAAUGGAAUUCUGACUGAAUUCUAUUCUAUACAUGAGUAUAUACAAUACUAAAAUACAAUUUUCACUUGGAAUCUUAAAAUCCCCUGUUAAAUUGUGGACACCUAUAGCCUUCUGUACAUCAUGUUGCAGCAGCUGUCCUCAUCCUAACCAUAAGUAGAACUGACUAAGGCUGAUGAAAGUUGAACAAUAUUUGGAAGGCCACAAUGCUGCAUCCCUGUCUCAGAUAUGAGGGCUAGAUUUGACAGGACACCUGGACUCAGCUGUGACACCCAAUGGAGACCUUGCACUUCUAUCUGAUAAUAAAGUGAGAUUAUGACUCACCUUUCACCUUAAACAAAUAUAUAAUGUAAGAAAUCUAUGGUAAAGUACAUAUGUGAUAAAUAAAUAUGUAAUCUGAUAUUG
Pantherophis guttatus is the source of this 3979-nucleotide messenger RNA. It is a transcript of the gene FAM194C, whose product is annotated as family with sequence similarity 149 member C. The record is from RefSeq and is a predicted model, not a curated record. NCBI's taxonomy places the organism in Eukaryota, Metazoa, Chordata, Lepidosauria, Squamata, Colubridae.